Messenger RNA from Suillus plorans, 336 nucleotides. RefSeq lists its product as uncharacterized. The record is from RefSeq and is a predicted model, not a curated record. NCBI's taxonomy places the organism in Eukaryota, Fungi, Basidiomycota, Agaricomycetes, Boletales, Suillaceae. The transcript has a single exon. The annotation marks the transcript as partial.
AUGUCCAGCGUGAACGCGUCCACCGGAUACACUCAAUUCCACCUACACCUGGGAAGGUCUCCACGCUUACUACCACCUCUAACACCCAAGGCCGUACAAGAUGCGCGACUAGACUUCCCAACGAACGUCACGAACGCGCUCGAAGCCAUCAUGAACCUCAAGACGGAUGUCGCGGAUGCGCACGAUGCUCUCGUAGCUGCCAAGAUCAGUCAAGCCUCAACAGCAAAUACAAAAAGAAACGACGAACCAGAACUCAAGAUAGACGACCUCGUAUAUCUCUCAACAGCGCACAGAAGACAAGAGUAUCUCCACGGCAGCAACCGGCGUGUCGCAAAG